UGCCCUAUCUCUGCACUCAUGGUAGGCAAGCUGGUCUUCUUUGCAACUUGUUUGUCCUUUGCUCUGACACUACAGACAUCCCUGUUCCUGCUCUUACAGGCAGCAGUCCUUUUUGGGGCUUGAAAUAGGAGUUAAAAGUAUCUCUCAGUCUCUUUCAUUAACUUUAAGGCCCUUUCCUUUACUAGCAGCACCUAGUCAUUCACAACCUUGCAAGAAACUGCCAUUUCUGUACUUUUUGCUUAGUGCAGGGUGGAGUUUUCUAGUUCCAGGCUGGUCAAAGUAGGCGGGCAGUGUAGAGCAGUCACUCUUAGAGCUGGGAUGUACACAAAGAGGACAGGAAAGGGCAGGCACAGGUGCAGGUAGGAGCUAAGUACACGUGUGUGUGUCCCCAGCAUGAAGGCAGAGCACCUGCACGUGAAUGCGCGGCUGUUCGCGUGACUGCUUGGAGGCACUGAACGUGUGCGAGGGCAACUCUGCUCGAAGCAGGUCUGGUGGUGCUUCAAGAGGACCUGUUAAGGUCCCUUGCAAUCAUGGUGAAGUCUAGAAGAGCACAGGUGCUCCUGAUUCUGGUAGUUCUGUCCUUCCUUCUGAUCCACUUCCUACCCUGCAACAACAACGCCCACAUGGAAGAAAAACCUUCUCCUGUCCACAUCCUCAUUCUCUCCUCCUGGCGGUCAGGAUCCUCCUUCACGGGACAAAUCUUCAGCCAGCACCCCAGCGUUUUCUACCUGAUGGAGCCUGCAUGGCAUGUUUGGGUUAAGAUGUACCAGAACAGUGCCAAAGUCUUACACAUGGCAGUGCGGGACUUAGUCAGGUCGGUCUUUCUGUGUGACAUGUCUGUGUUUGAUGCUUACAUGUCUAGCCAGAAGAAAAAGUCUGAUUUAUUUCAGUGGGAGACAAGCCGAGCCCUGUGCUCCCCACCUGCCUGUGACUCAUUCAGUCGCAGUGACAUAAUCACUGCAGGCAACUGCAAAACAAUCUGUGGCAAGUACCCAUUCAGCAAGGUGGAGGAAGCUUGUAAAACCUAUAGUCAUGUUGCCAUCAAGGAAGUUCGGUUCUUUGACCUGAAAGUUCUCUAUCCCCUUCUCACUGAUCCAUCCCUGAACCUCAAAAUAAUUCACUUGGUACGUGAUCCUCGGGCUGUGUUCAGAUCCCGAGAGAAUACAGUGGCAGACCUGAAACGCGACAGUAACAUCGUUGUGGGAUCUCAGAAGACAAAUGGAGAAAUGGGGCCCUACAACACAAUGCAAGUAAUCUGCAAAAGCCAUGUUGAGAUCUACAAGGCAGGAAGUCAGGCCGCUCCAAGCUUCCUGAAAGACCGGUAUCUGCUGGUUCGCUAUGAAGACAUUGUCAGAGACCCACUAGCAAGGGCUGCUCAGAUGUACAAGUUUGCAGAACUCCAUUUCACACCAGAGCUUCAGAAGUGGGUCCACAACAUCACCCAUGGGAAGGGUCAUGGAGCACAGGCCUUUGGUAUUGGGUCGAGAGAUGCACUAAGAGUAUCCCAGGCCUGGAGAAAGACACUUCCCUUCCAGAAAAUAGAGAAAGUGCAACAUGUGUGCAAAGAUGCAAUGGAUUUGCUGGGUUAUCGGCUUGUUCAGUCUGAAGAAGAACAGAAAAAUAUGUCUCUGGAUCUUUUGUUUGCCCAGAACUCCUCUGAGCAUCAAAUUUUGAAGGCAGAAAAGCUGGUCUCUACACUUACUGUCUGAAGGCUGAAGAAUGCUGAACUGUUCACUAGAGCAAAAGAGGAGAGAGGUGUAGGCAUGGAAGUGUAGGAGUGUGUGCAUGGAUGCGCAUGGAUGCAAGGACAAGUGGCACAAGAACCCUGACUACAUUCAGGAGAGCUCUCAGCAGCACAGGGUCACUCUCCACGACCCCUGGAGAUUCAGCCACAAUGGAGGCUAAAGUAAUGCAAGUUUGUUUUCCAAAUUAAUUGUUUAGGUUGGAGCAUACAGAAUGCCAAAGGAGUAGGACCAAAUAGGAGAAAAUCAAACUCCCCACAGACCACAGCUGAAGACCAGGGAAAAGAGCAAUUGCACUUCAAAGAAGAUGAAAUAUAAAAGGAAGCUGAAUGAGGAAAACAUUACUCGACAUGCUGCCAUGCAGGAUAUAUAGUACCAGAAAAGAUGCAAGGAUGACCGGACAUUUGGUUUCCAGAAAGAUGUUGGGUUUGGGUUGUUUUUUUUUUUUAAUGGUUUGCAAGUCCAGUUUUCCUUUUGCUCCACUCGUGUGCCUGAGUAUCCAGCCUUGGUGGCAAAGAUGGGGAAAUGUUUGUAUUCACUUACUGUAUAGUGGGAAAAUGGAAUAAACCAGCUUUUACUGAAAAUAAAAAUUCCUGGGCUUUUCUGCAGGAAACCA
Messenger RNA from Oenanthe melanoleuca, 2358 nucleotides. It is a transcript of the gene CHST4, whose product is annotated as carbohydrate sulfotransferase 4. The record is from RefSeq and is a predicted model, not a curated record. Gene Ontology annotation, cellular component: Golgi membrane. NCBI's taxonomy places the organism in Eukaryota, Metazoa, Chordata, Aves, Passeriformes, Muscicapidae. The transcript has 2 exons. The coding region runs from base 531 to 1709 and encodes 392 amino acids. Gene Ontology annotation, biological process: carbohydrate metabolic process; N-acetylglucosamine metabolic process; keratan sulfate proteoglycan biosynthetic process. Gene Ontology annotation, molecular function: N-acetylglucosamine 6-O-sulfotransferase activity.